UUCUGUUGUGUUGGGUCGUUCUCGUCGAAGACAGUGACAGAAAAUAUAAAAUCACGUUCGCAACGCAAUUUGCAUCACGCCGCGCAGAGUACUUUUCGCCGCGCAAAGAGAAUGUUUCUUGGAAUCAUUUAUUUAUCUACCUAACAAUAAAUAAAAUAAAAUGCCCCGCGAAAAAAGUCGAUAUCGCGAUCGGCGGAGCUCAUCAUAUAGCUCUGAAUCUUCUUACGAAAGAAAGAAGGCGAAGAGUAAACACAAACGCCGUUCUAUAUCUCGAGAGAGAGAAUCCAAUAGUUUGAGGAGAAAGCGAUCUACUUCACGUCCUAGAAGAAAACGGAGUUAUUCUAGGAGUACAUCCCGUGAUCGGUAUGAUAAAUCUAGAAGACGGUCUGCUUCGCGUUCGCGAUCUAAGCGGGAUCGGUCUCGUUCCCGGUCUAGCUCACGAAGCAGGAAGCACAAAAGUAGCAGAAAAUCACGGAGGCAUUCACACUCUUCUAGCAGCCGGUCAAGUUCCUACGACAUAGGUAAUGAACAAGAAUGGUCUGAAGAGCUAAGCAAUAUUUUAUCAUCCUUAAUGCAAUUGAAUCUAAAGGCUAGGAGAACACCAAUCUUGUCUACAUACUUUUCAAAACGACCUCAGCUUCCAAAAAAAGUGAAUCUUGAUGACACAGAAUCCAAAGUAGAAAAGGCUAUUAAAGCUGCAGAAGCUGUUGGCUUGACUAUGACAAAGAUCCCUACUUAUGAAUACAAGGAAGUUGAAAUAAAAGAAGAUAUGCCUACCAUUCAUGAUAGAAACUUGUUGGCGGAAUUAAAUAAUGAUACUUUUAUUCAAAGACCAUUUGUAUCAUCAAAGAAAAAAGAAUCAAAGAAUAUUGUUAUAGAUCUAAAUACACAGACAGUUAAGUUACCUGAGACAGAAGUCAAGGAAAAGGAUGACUCCAUAAUUGAUUUCAAUGAAAUACCUAGUGAAGAAGAGUUAAGAGAAAAUUGGAUUAAGAAACUUUAUCAAUAUAGAAAAAAGAUGUUGAAGGGUGAAAUAUAAUAAACAUGUAAUGAAACAACAA
Molecule: messenger RNA, 1061 nt
Organism: Pectinophora gossypiella (pink bollworm)
Lineage: Eukaryota; Metazoa; Arthropoda; Insecta; Lepidoptera; Gelechiidae
Exons: 3
Coding region: 161-1039 (292 amino acids)
Source: RefSeq, a predicted model, not a curated record